Molecule: messenger RNA, 1714 nt
Organism: Prunus avium (sweet cherry)
Lineage: Eukaryota; Viridiplantae; Streptophyta; Magnoliopsida; Rosales; Rosaceae
Biological process (GO): transcription by RNA polymerase I
Cellular component (GO): fibrillar center
Molecular function (GO): RNA polymerase I core promoter sequence-specific DNA binding
Source: RefSeq, a predicted model, not a curated record
GUUUCAUUCAAUGGACAUGAACAUAAUCCCAGAAGAAUGGAAAUCUCUCUUCCCAAUUUCCUCAGUCUUCAAGCCUCCCCUCCUCCUUUCAAACCCUUCUCUAAAACCCAUCCUGGGUCCUCUGAUCUUCAACCCUAAACCCAACUCCACAACCCUCCUUUUCUCUUCUUCCUCUUCUCUUCUUCCCCCUCUCCCUCCUUUACCUCAUCUCUCUCUCCCUCGUUUUCUCCUCACUUCUCCCCCUGACUCUGCCCCUCUUCCCUCCUCCGUUCCCUCCGUAGCCUCCUUCUUGGGCCCCCACCACCCCAAAAGCGACGUCUCCUCGUCUCUCCUCUACAACCGUCUUGAAUUCCUUCAGUGCCCGCAGAUUAACACCGUCGUUGUAUUCUUCCCCACCGGUGAAAACUCUGACCAAGUUGGGUUCUUGCAGUUGGUGUUAAAAGGUUCGACCUUUGAUGUCAAAGUGGAUGAAAACGGAGGGGUUUUCGCUUCCAGGCGGUGGUUUAGUUAUCGGAUUUCGAGGAUUUCGGUGAACCCGAUUCCUGGGUUUUCGAGUUUAAGAGGUAAUGGUUCUUGUGUGACAAUUGGGUAUUUAUUGUCUUCUACUACGUACUUUGUGCAUUGGUUUAUUGUAAAGGUCGGAGAUUUUGGUCCAAAUUCAGAUAGUAGGGUUAGUUUAGUUCAUUUGGGUAGUAAGAUUUUCAAGACUUGCUGUGUUGUACAUGCUUGUUGGAGUCCUCAUUUAUUGGAAGAGAGUGUGGUCUUGUUAGAGAAUGGUGAUUUAUUCUUGUUUGAUUUGGACUCUCGUCUAAAAACCCCCCACACUUUGAAUGCAAAUUUUAAAUUUAAUGGGACCAGAUUGAAAGUGCCCUGGGAUAUUGAUGAUGGUUCGGGUAGUUCACGAAAUUAUAGGUGGUUGAGUUGUGAGUUCAGUUGGCACCCUAGAGUUUUGAUAGUUGCACGUUCAGAUGCAGUUUUCUUAGUUGAUUUGAGGGCCCAUGAGUGUAAUGUUAGUUGUUUGAUGAAACUUGAGAUGUUGCAUAUGUAUGCCUCCAUUGAAAAGGAGCAGUUCCUUGUGCUUUCGAAGGCAGGUUCUGAUGAUUUUCACUUUGUUUUGGCUUCUGACACUUUGUUAGUUGUUUGUGAUGUGCGCAAGCCAUUGAUGCCGAUGUUGCAAUGGGCUCAUGGCCUUGAUAAACCAAGCUAUGUUGAUGUUUUAAGACUGUCAGAGUUGAGGUCACAGUCGAGGGAUGACAAAUUUAAUUGGGCUUCUGACUCGGGUUUUUGCAUUAUAGUGGGGUCGUUUUGGAAUUGUGAGUUUAAUAUCUUUUGCUAUGGACCUUCCCUCCCAGCUCCGAUAGGAUCAGUAGCUUCGAAAAUAGCAGAACUUCGGAAAUCCUUCUAUGCAUGGGAGCUUCCUUCAGAUCUUUUAUUGUCAGGCCAUGAGUGCCAUUGUGGAAGCUAUCUUGUAAAAGAAGAGUUUUCAAAAGACGCUCUUCCUGAAUGGAUUGAUUGGCAGCAGAAGAAAGAAAUUGUUUUGGGCUUCGGCAUUGUAAACAAAGAUCUGUCUGCUCUGCUUUCUGAGCCAGAUGAAUUUGGUGGUUUUACAUUGAUAUUUUUUUUUUUGGUCGAAAGUGGUUUUACACUGAUAAGGCUUAUGUACUCAGGUAAGCUUGAAUUACAGAGAUAUUGUGCGUCGUUUGAUUCUGUAUAA